CUGUGGACCGGUUGGCCUGAUAUGCAAACUGGUUGAUGGAAAACUACACCUACAACAGCUACACACUCCAGAUGGAAGGCUUAAAUAUCACAAAGGAUUACAUUUACCCUUCCUUUUUCUUGUUGUUAAUUUUCUACAUUGUUUCAGUUGUUAUGAAUAUUGGCAUUUCAGUUCUGAUUUUUAUUAACAAAAAACUUCACCAGCCUAUGUAUUUCAUAUUUUGCAACUUGUCACUCAGUGACAUAAUUGGAUGUACAAAUAUGUUUCCUCGUUUGCUUGCAGAUAUUUUGCGGCCUCCUUCUGAGCGUCUCAUCAGUUAUUAUGCAUGUGUGGUCCAAGCUUUCAUUACACAGUUGUUUGGUACCACCUCCCACACUGUGCUUAUGAUUAUGGCUUUUGACAGAUAUGUGGCCAUCUGCUAUCCACUACGCUAUUCAACAAUAAUGACUAACAAGAUGGUGAUGAAGCUGACAGUUUCUGCCUGGGGUGUGGCCUUUGUUUUGGUUGGGAUUCUUCUUGGGCUGACCAUACGGCUGAACCGAUGCAGGACUAUGAUCAUGAAUUCUUACUGUGACAAUGCCUCCUUGUUUAAACUCUCAUGUGAGAGUGUGUUUAUUAAUAAUGUCUAUGGCCUCACAUUUACUGUGGUCCUGUACGUAGGUUCUAUAGGCAGCAUGGUUCUCACUUACACUAAGAUUGCAGUGGUUUGUCUGACCAGUAAAAACAAGUCUUUGAACAGUAAAGCCUUGAAGACCUGCAGCACUCACUUAGCUGUGUAUCUGAUCAUGUCAUUCAGUGGAUUUGUUGUAAUUAUUCUGCAUCGUUUCCCUCAGUACUCUGACUACAGAAAACUUUCAUUCAUUCUGUUUGUUUUAGUCCCUGGCACCCUCAACUCAAUUAUUUAUGGUGUGCAGUCCAGAGAGAUACGAAAGUAUUUCAGUACACCUCUCCUCAGACCUGAUGGGUCUCUGAACAUCAGUGAGAUCAGCACAACGCAUGCCGAAAUGCAUGAAGAAACUACAACAGAGGAUUAUGGCUGCAACACAAGCGCUUUGCGUCCCUCAAGCUCUCUGCUGGUUAGUAAGGAGCUAACCGAGAGUGUAAACACAUUAGUGUCUGAAGCUCAAAAAGUCUGCCAGCUGGCUCCCUGA
Messenger RNA from Larimichthys crocea (large yellow croaker), 1151 nucleotides. RefSeq names its product olfactory receptor 52N5-like. The transcript is spliced from 4 exons. The record is from RefSeq and is a predicted model, not a curated record. Gene Ontology annotation, biological process: detection of chemical stimulus involved in sensory perception of smell; G protein-coupled receptor signaling pathway. Lineage: Eukaryota; Metazoa; Chordata; Actinopteri; Sciaenidae. The coding region runs from base 36 to 1151 and encodes 371 amino acids. Gene Ontology annotation, cellular component: membrane. Gene Ontology annotation, molecular function: G protein-coupled receptor activity; odorant binding; olfactory receptor activity.